ACCUAAAGUUGAGUAACUGCAAUAUCCCCUUGAGGAAACUACAGCACCUGCCUGUCAAUUACAGGUCCUGUAUAAAAGUACUGCUUAACUCCAUGACAGCCCACAUUUAUCAGCCAAGCACCCAGUCAAGCAAUGGGAUCUCCAGAGAAGAGCUCAGAGCCUCCGGCGAGGGGGCAGUGGGCAAACAAAGCAGAGUUUAUUCUCACAACGGCCGGAGCGGUGAUUGGUUUGGGCAAUUUAUGGAGGUUUCCAUAUCUAUGCUACAAAAACGGCGGAGGUGCAUUUCUAGUUCCCUACUUCCUUUAUGUGGUGGCAUGUGGUAUCCCCCUGUUUGUACUGGAGACGGCGCUGGGACAGUACACCAGCCAAGGUGGAAUUACUUGCUGGAGAAAAAUAUGUCCACUGUUUGAGGGCAUGGGCUAUGCCAGUCAGGUGAUAAUCGUAUAUGGCUCAACUACCUACAUCGUAGUCCUGGCGUGGUCUUUCUUCUAUCUGUUUUCCUCUUUCAGCAGUGAGUUGCCGUGGGCUAGCUGCGGAAAUCCCUGGAACACAGAUAAUUGUGUGAACGCCACUAACGUCUCUAAUGGGUCCACAUCACUUAACAGCACGUCCUCAUCUGUCAUGGAGUUCUGGAGGUACAAAGUUCUUAGGCUUUCAAGUGGAAUUGAGAAACUGGGAGACAUUCAGUGGGAACUGGCUCUGUGUCUUCUGUUGGCCUGGGUGGUUGUCUGCUUCUGUAUUUGGAAGGGAAUCAAGUCUUCUGGCAAGGCUGCAUACUUCACUGCAACAUUCCCUUAUGUCAUGAUCUUCGUGCUGUUAAUUCGGGGCAUCACGUUGCCUGGAGCCCUCAAUGGCAUCUACUUCUACUUGUACCCAGUUCCUGCGCGACUGGCAGACCCCCAGGUUUGGAUGGAUGCUGGGACUCAAAUAUUCUUCUCAUAUGCUAUCUGUCUUGGUUAUCUUACAUCUUUGGGAAGUUACAACAAAUACAACAAUGAUUGCUACAAAGAUUCCUUCUAUCUUUGCCUUCUGAACAGUGGGACCAGUUUCAUCUCUGGCUUUGCCAUAUUCUCUGUAUUAGGGUACAUGGCCUGGGUACAGGGUGUAGACAUUUCUGUGGUAGCUGAAUCUGGUCCUGGGCUUGUGUUUAUAGUCUACCCUCAGGCUGUGACCUUACUGCCUUGGCCACAGCUGUGGGCAGUGUGCUUCUUCUCCAUGAUCCUUCUUCUGGGUGUGGACAGCCAGUUUGUUGGCAUGGAGAGCCUCAUGACAUCGAUGACUGACAGGUUUGCUGUACUGAGGAGGGGCAACAACAGACAGCUCGCCCUGUUGGGACUGUGCUCUGUCGGCUUCCUAGUAGGCCUUCUUAUGGUUUCUCAGGGAGGACUUUACAUUGUGCAGCUGUUUGACCACUAUGUCUGUAGUGGGGCCACUCUUCUCUUUCUGGCUAUUUGUCAAUCAAUCACUGUGGGCUGGAUUUACGGUGCUGACCGUUUCUACGGGAACAUAGAAGACAUGAUUGGCUACAGGCCUUUGCCCUUCAUGAAGUACUGCUGGAUCUACAUCACACCUACCGUCUGCAUUGGAACAUUUAUUUUUUCUUUGGUAAGGUAUAGCCCCCUGAAGUUCAACCAAACCUAUGUGUACCCCUGGUGGGCAUAUGGUAUCGGAUGGUUCCUGGCUGCCUCCUCCCUCUGCUUCAUCCCCUUGACGAUGCUCUACAAACUCUAUCAUGCCAAAGGGACCCUUCUACAGCGUCUUCAGUUCCUGUGCAGCCCUGCAGUUGACUUUGGAAUUGCAAAGAUUGAGGCAUAGAGACCGCAUUCUUCUGCAAUGUGAUUGAUGACGGACAGCAUGUAGCAGUAGGCUAUAGACGAUAGCACUAUAGACUUUCUGGUAACACUUAAUUGUAGGGUUACAUGUAUUAGCACUAAUACAUACAAUGUUAAUGCCUGCAUAAGUAACUUGUAAGGUAUGUACUAAGCAAAAACUAAGGCUUACUAGGUCCUUACUAAGGUUUAAUUGGUAAUACAUCCCUUACUGUGCAUGAACAAGACAUUUGCGGAUUCAUGCCUAAGAGAUGUUUGAUUUUGCUUAGUACAUGCCUUACAAGUUAUUUAUACAUGCUCUUUGUAUGUAUUAGUGUUAAUAGAUGUAACCCUAAAAUAAAGUGUUACCGACUUUCUCAACUCCUCUUUGAACCUAUGCAUAUGCUGGUUGAAUGGGAUUUUGAACCUUUAACUGAUAUAGGAUGACAUUUUCUAUAUAAAUAUAUUUUUUACGAAUGAGGUGAUUUUUUAUGUAAACCUUUUUGCAAACCUUAUGUUCUUAUUUUAUAACCUUUGUCUGAUGUCAUAUGGGUCAUUUCACGUGAAAUCAGACACUUUGGAGCCCCACACAGAUUUUAACUUGGUUGUAUUGUUAAAAUUACACAAACAGGGACACAACAGUUAUCCGAGUAUGAAAUUAUGAGAUAUAAAAAAUGCAAUAUAAAAAGAUAGCCUAUAUUUUAAAAGGGCCAAUAUAUUUUCCAAUCCUGCAAUUUCCUAAAUAACUGCACGAAUAGAGCAGCGGCAACAAGAUUUUUUGGGCAGUCAUGGGUGAGCGGUUAGGGCAUCAGACUUGCAUCCCAGAGGUUGCCGGUUCGACUCCUGACCCGCCAGGUUGGUGGGGGGAGUAAUCAACCAGUGCUCUCCCCUAUCCUCCUCCAUGACUGAGGUACCCUGAGCAUGGUAC
Engraulis encrasicolus (European anchovy) is the source of this 2736-nucleotide messenger RNA. Its product is annotated as sodium- and chloride-dependent GABA transporter 2-like. Lineage: Eukaryota; Metazoa; Chordata; Actinopteri; Clupeiformes; Engraulidae. Gene Ontology annotation, molecular function: gamma-aminobutyric acid:sodium:chloride symporter activity. Gene Ontology annotation, cellular component: plasma membrane. Gene Ontology annotation, biological process: sodium ion transmembrane transport. Bases 133 to 1815 code for a protein of 560 amino acids. The transcript has 14 exons. The record is from RefSeq and is a predicted model, not a curated record.